Lottia gigantea (owl limpet) is the source of this 1080-nucleotide messenger RNA. RefSeq lists its product as hypothetical. The record is from RefSeq and is a predicted model, not a curated record. Lineage: Eukaryota; Metazoa; Mollusca; Gastropoda; Lottiidae. The transcript is spliced from 3 exons. Bases 1 to 1080 code for a protein of 359 amino acids.
AUGGAUGAAGAGACAGUCCGGGAAAAAGAUGGUGAUGAUGAUGAAGGUGGUGAUGAUGAACGAGAGGAUGGUGUAAAUGCAGAGGAGGAUGGUGAUGAUGAACGAGAGGAUGGUGCCAGAGAGGAUGAUGAUGAUGCAGGAGAGGAUACUGAUAAUGCAGGAGAGGAUGAUGAUGAUGCAGAAGAGGAUGCUGAUAAUGCAAGAGAGGAUGCUGAUGAUGCAGGAGAGGAUGAUGAUAAUGCAGGAGAGGAUGUUUUCAUGCAAGGGAGGAUGGAUGCUGAUGAUGCUGGAGAGGAUGAUGAUGAUGCAGGGGAGGAUGGUGAUAAUGCAGGAGAGGAUGCUGAUGAUGCAGGAGAGGAUGAUGAUGAUGCAGGAGAGAAUGCCGAUAAUGCAAAGGAGGAUGGUGAUGAUGCAGGAGAGGAUACUGAUAAUGCAGGAGAGGAUGAUGAUGAUGCAGGAGAGGAUACUGAUAAUGCAGGAGAGGAUGAUGAUGAUGCAGGAGAGGAUACUGAUAAUGCAACAGAGGAUGAUGAUGAUGCAGGAGAGGAUACUGAUAAUGCAAGAGAGGAUGAUGAUGAUGCAAGGGAGGAUGGUGAUGAUGCAGGAGAGGAUGAUGAUAAUGCAGGAGAGGAUACUGAUAAUGCAGGAGAGGAUGAUGAUGAUGCAGGAGAGGAUACUGAUAAUGCAGGAGAGGAUGAUGAUGAUGCAAGGGAGGAUGGUGAUGAUGCAGGGGAGGAUGGUGAUAAUGCAGGAGAGGAUGAUGAUGAUGCAGGGGAGGAUGGUGAUAAUGCAGGAGAGGAUGCUGAUGAUGCUGGAGAGGAUACUGAUAAUGCAAGAGAGGAUGAUGAUGAUGCAGGAGAGGAUACUGAUAAUGCAAGAGAGGAUACUGAUAAUGCAGGAGAGGAUGCUGAUGAUGCAGGAGAGAAUGCUGAUAAUGCAGGAGAGGAUGCUGAUGAUGAUAAUGAGCCUAUGACUGCUGCUUACUGCGACAACACGUCUACUGGAGUUGCUUUGAAAAUACAUGAUGAUGAUGAUGAUGAUGAUGACGAUGGUGAUAAUGAUUUUGCAUUUCAUAAGUGA